Molecule: messenger RNA, 283 nt
Organism: Microthlaspi erraticum
Lineage: Eukaryota; Viridiplantae; Streptophyta; Magnoliopsida; Brassicales; Brassicaceae
Source: the annotation of a GenBank genome assembly
AUGUACAAGGAACGGAAUGGAGGAGGAGGAGGUGGUGGGUCGUCGAGAUCGGAUAUCCUCGGCGGAGCUAUUGAUCGGAAACGAAUCAACGACACACUCAACAAGAAGCUAGAGAAGUCUUCACCUUCCACAUCUAGGUCUUUCGCUUCUAAAGACAAAGAUCCCUUUUCCUUGGCCUCCACCGCUAAAUCUCAGCUUCCCGAUGUGGAAUCGGACACUGAUAGUGAAGGGUCUGAUGUGAGUGGAUCGGAAGGUGAUGAUACAUCGUGGAUCUCGUGGUUUU